Messenger RNA from Hibiscus syriacus, 1407 nucleotides. Its product is annotated as AAA-ATPase ASD, mitochondrial-like. NCBI's taxonomy places the organism in Eukaryota, Viridiplantae, Streptophyta, Magnoliopsida, Malvales, Malvaceae. The record is from RefSeq and is a predicted model, not a curated record. Gene Ontology annotation, molecular function: ATP hydrolysis activity; ATP binding.
AUGUGGAAUUUUGGGUCCAGAAUGGGUACUUUAAUGCUUGUUUAUACCCUCUUUAAAAAGUUCUUCCCUCAUCAUCUUCAGCUCUAUUUGGAAAAGUUUUUCAGAAAAAGCGUCAGUUUUAUAUACCCUUAUGUAGAAGUCACCUUCGAUGAGUUCAGUGGGGAGCGUUUCAAGCGCAGUGAAGCGUAUUUGAAGAUCAAAACUUAUCUAAGCGACAAGUCAUCGGCAUCGGCGAAGCGUCUCAAGGCCAAUGUUGAGAAAGAUUGCCAAUCCGUAGUCCUUACCAUGGAUUAUAAUGAAGAAGUUAGGGAUGAGUUCCAAGGGAUUAAAGUUUGGUGGUCUGCAGAAAGAACUCUUCCAAACUCACAACGGAUAUCAUGGUAUCCCGAUGACGAUGAAAAAAGAUCUUACAAGCUUACAGUCCAUAGACGCCAUAGGGAGUUAAUCACACAAUCAUAUAUUAGCCACGUGUUGAAGGAAGGCAAGGAAAUAGCCACGAAAAACCGGCAACGGAAGCUUUAUUCAAACAAUCCGAGCCAGGACUGGCAUGGAUAUCGAAGGAGCAAGUGGAGCAGUGUACCGUUUGAACAUCCUGCAACGUUUGAUACCUUGGAAAUGGAUGCCAACUUGAAAGAGGAAAUCAAGAACGAUUUGAUCAAGUUUAGUGCUGCGAAGGAUUAUUAUGUUCGAAUCGGCAAGGCUUGGAAACGUGGAUAUCUUCUUUAUGGUCCUCCCGGGACCGGGAAAUCUUCGAUGAUUGCGACGAUGGUGAACCUAUUGGACUAUGAUGUUUACGAUCUCGAACUCACCGCGGUGAAGGAAAACGCGGAGUUGAGAAGGCUUUUGCUCGAUACAUCAAACAAGUCGGUUGUGGUGAUCGAGGAUAUCAAUUGCUCCCUCGAUCUCACAGGCCAAAGGGAGAAGAAGACAAAGAAAGACCGAAAAGAUGACGACGGUUUGGAUCCAAUCACGAAAACGGUAAAAGAAUAUGAGAAGAAGGAAAGCAAGGUAACAUUAUCGGGGCUUUUGAAUUGUAUCGAUGGACUUUGGUCAUCCUGUGGGGGUGAAAGAAUCAUUAUUUUUACAACGAACCAUGUGGAGAAGCUUGAUCCUGCAUUGAUAAGGAGAGGAAGAAUGGAUAAACACAUUGAACUCUCUUACUGCUGCUUCGAUGCAUUCAAGGUUUUAGCAAACAACUAUUUGGAGAUUGAUUCUCAUUCAUUGUUUGAUGAAAUCGAAACACUGUUUGAGGAAACCAAAAUGACUCCAGCUGAUGUAGCGGAGAAUUUGAUGCCGAAAUCGGACUAUGACGUAAUGGAAACUUGUUUGAAGAGAUUAAUCCAAGCUCUUAAAGAUGCCAAGAUGAAGGCAGAGGAUGAAGCUCGUUCCAUGGCGUAGAAAGAACAA